Molecule: messenger RNA, 413 nt
Organism: Terrapene triunguis (Three-toed box turtle)
Lineage: Eukaryota; Metazoa; Chordata; Testudines; Emydidae
Product: jouberin-like
Exons: 2
Biological process (GO): motile cilium assembly
Cellular component (GO): ciliary basal body
Source: RefSeq, a predicted model, not a curated record
CAUUAGAAGAAAAUACAGAAAUUGCUGCAGAAAAUGUACAGGAAACGAACAGUCCAGAAGUUUGUACUCAAUCCAAACUUGCUUUUGAUGACAGCCUUGUGUUAGGGGUUUACAUCCAUCGAACUGAUAGACUUAAAACUGAUCUCAUGGUUUCGCAUCCCAUGGUCAAGAUUCAUGUGAUUGAUCAGAAAACUGGUUUGUAUGUCAAGAAAGAGCAUAGCAGCCGGGCGGUUUCAUCUUUUUAUGAACAAGAGCGAGUGGAGCACAUUCUUCCUAUUAUGACCCAGCCUUACGAUUUCCGACAAUUUAAAUCAACACUUCCAGAAUGGGAGGAACAAAUCAUAUUUAAUGAACGUUUUAGUUAUUUCCUUCAAGAUGCUGAAGAAAGCCCCAAAGUAGUCCUGUUUUUUGAG